CCCAAGGCAGAGGGAGACCGCACGCGCAAUCUGGCAGCUAGCCAGAGCCAGAGCCACGAUGCACGCGCCUCCGCCGCCGUGUUGAUAGGUUGCUGCCGCCUUGUGCGCCGGCACCGCCACCUGCUGAUCCCGCUCCCUUGUCACGCACCUCUGCCGCUCUCCCGACGCAGCCCGCGUCGCGCCGUCCCGCGGCCUGCUCCUGCAAUCCGGCCUCGCACCUGCCCCGGCGGCCCUGUCCCCGCGGCAGCCGCCGCGCUGCAGGCUUGUUCCCCUUCUUCAGUGCGUUUUGGCCUUCCGUAGAUUAUUCUCGUCAGAACCAUGCUGCUGGAGAUUUUUGGAUCUGGAAUGAGACUAACACGGAAUAAUGACCGGGUUCUAAGAUUGCUCUUUGGUGACCGAUCUGCUUAUGCAUCCUUUGUCCUGGCAAGCAACAUUGCAGUAAAAGGAGUGAAUAAAUGGGGCAGGCCAAAUUGGCUCUGCGUCCUCCCUUGUGUCAGUAACUAUUUCUGCACCUCCAUCUAUGCCACCAGAGGCAAACAAUUUGCCACCACCAAGGGGAUGGACACAUCAGGGAUGAAGGGGCGAACGAAGCAAGUCCUUGUUGGCCAUGCCUCUUAUCCUGUAUCUGAAGCCAACAUCUAUAAGAAAACCACCCAUCGGGAUGGUUCUAUAUACAAGAUAAACUAUGGUAUUCUAAAGCUAUGGCAUCUUACUCAACGUGGUGAGACACAACUAGAGCCGAUGAUGUUCUCAAAUCCCACGAAUUGUUUCCCGAAUAGGGAUAGAUGCAUGGUACAUUCUGCAACUGCUAUGAUGCAGAUUUUCUCGCUGAAAUUGGAAAAAGCUAGUACCAACAUCGGCUUGGUACAACUAUAUGGAUAUAUAGCAGUGUGUGAUCGUUAUGAUUCAUUGCUUAAUUAUGUUUUCAAUCGUAGCAGGGAUGAUCCCAUCAUCAUGGAAGAGGGUUCUCUUAUUGAGAUGACUGGCCCUAAGAGAGGCAUCACAAUGGUAGCCCCUGCUCUAGUUGAGUUCGACAUGAGGAUCAAGAAAGGAAAGCAAGAAGAUGAUCUACAACUAAUUGAUGGUGCAAUGGAGUACCAUGAUCUAGUCACACCUGAGUAUCCAUUCACGCAUCGGAUUAAUGGAGAUUGUGGUGCGGUUGACAUCACUUUAGCCCUCGUUCGUUGGGCAUUUGAGGCCACAAUAGAUGUUGUCAUAUCAAAAGUGCAGUGUGGAUUUGAUUUAUCUCUCAGUUCGUGUGUUGUCCUUAGGAAUGGAUUACAUGAGAUUCAACUCUUUCGUGGCAGUGUUGUUGAGUCAUGUGGCUUAAGAAGAUAUGUGAUUGCUGUAAAAAAGGAUACUUUGAUGCAUUUGAAGUUCAAGGUAGGUCAGAAUAGUUGUAAAAAUGAUCUUGAUCAUCAUUGUUUUUUCAAAGCAAAAAAACAUGGGUACGACUAUCAGCAAAUCAUGCUUGAGCUUGCCUCUAUCUCAGUGAAGGUGACUUGGUCGAACUUGCAAAGGUAAAUCACUCGUUUCAUAUUCCAACUUUGGUUGUGUUACUAGUUGAAUGUACGUGUGUUGCCAUAGAAAACAAAUAAAUGGCUCCACAAAAAUGUGUAUACUCCGAUUAUUGUAUCAUAUUUGUUUACAGUGGGAGUAUCUAAAACGUCUUAUAUUUCUUUACAGUGGGAGUAUUUAUUAUUCAACUCUAUUAGAGUUGUGCGAGUUCAGAUUUGUAUGAUUUUAUUAAGAUUAUGUAAUAUAUAUAUUUGUUUGA
Molecule: messenger RNA, 1777 nt
Organism: Triticum aestivum (bread wheat)
Lineage: Eukaryota; Viridiplantae; Streptophyta; Magnoliopsida; Poales; Poaceae
Exons: 4
Coding region: 319-1524 (401 amino acids)
Source: RefSeq, a predicted model, not a curated record